AUGGAUCUCCCAGACCUCAACUUCACUCCACCUGCAGAAGAUGUGGAUGAAAUGGAUGAAAAUGCAGAAAAUGAAAUGGAAGGACAUGUAGGAGAUGAUAUGGAAGGAGAUGCCGGAGAGGGAAUGGAAGGAGAUGAAAUUGUUCAAAAUCCAGGUGCUGGGCAAGUUGGUAGAAAAAAUAAAACCCUCAAUGACCAGCAAAAAUUUGCUGCUUAUGUAGCAUUGCAUACACUGUGUAUGAGUAGAGGAGGCACUUUUAAGAAAACUGAUACGCAAGAUAUUGCAAAUUUUUUUGGAGUGGGUGUUUGGAAUAUACAAAGAAUUUGGAGGAAAGCAAUGUUGCAAAUUCAACAAGGUCAAGAGGUAGAUGUUGCCGAUCAGAGAAAAGGAAAUUCUGGAAGAAAGCCUAAGGACAUUAACCUAGAAAAAAUCCUAACAAUCCCAUUAAACAGGAGGUCUACUAUUAGAUCACUAGCCUGGCAACUGGGAUGUAGCCCUACCACACUUCAUAGAAAGUUCAUGCUAAAUUUGAUUAGGAGGCAUAGAGAAAGUCUUGCCAGCGAUACAAGCAGUUUGGCCGGAAAGUGAUGCUGGACAGACCAUCUACAUUCAGCAGGAUAAUGCUAAGCCCCAUAUCUUGCCAGAUGACCAGGAAUUUCUAGCAGUUGUCGCAAAAACUGGACUUGACAUUAGAUUAGUACAACAGCCUGCCAACAGUCCUGAUUUGAAUGUGCUUGACCUUGGGUUUUUCAACUCGCUGCAAUUGCUGACAGAUUGUCUGAGUCCUAAAACACUACAAGACCUUAUUGCAGGUGUUUUGGAGGAAUUUGAAGGCUAUGAUGUUUACAAGCUCAACAGAAUUUUCCUAACUCUACAAAUGUGCAUGAUUGAGAUCAUGAACCAUGCGGGGGGAAAUGGGUAUAAAAUACCACAUGUUAACAAGGAAAGGCUUGAGGGUCUUGGCCAGCUACCUCCAAGACUAACAUGCCCGAAAGAGGUUUACACGAAUGCCCUAUACAACUUAGAGGUAAUGGGGAGGGUUCAGUGAUGAGGCUUGUUCGGAUGCUUGAGAUGAGGCU
Molecule: messenger RNA, 1079 nt
Organism: Triticum urartu
Lineage: Eukaryota; Viridiplantae; Streptophyta; Magnoliopsida; Poales; Poaceae
Source: RefSeq, a predicted model, not a curated record